Paramecium pentaurelia is the source of this 982-nucleotide messenger RNA. The record is from the annotation of a GenBank genome assembly. NCBI's taxonomy places the organism in Eukaryota, Ciliophora, Oligohymenophorea, Peniculida, Parameciidae.
AUGAUACUUUCUAUUAAUUGUGAGAACGAUAGUAACCUCAAAACUUAAAACUUAGAACUUCUAUAUUCAUCUACACGAUUACCUUAAACAACAAGUUUAUAAAUUAAUACAUUAUAUCAAACUGGAUCUCCAUUAAAAAGAGUGAGAACUUUAAAAAGUCUAAGAAUCAAAGAUAAAGAAACAAUAGUAAAUAGAAUUAGUAAGAGUUUUGAAUUAAGAAAUAUAAGGAAUACAAAAAAAAUAUAAUAAAGAAGAAAAAGUGGUACAGAGCAACUAUCAUAAAAGUAGGUAAAACAUAUAUAAUAUCAAAUAAUAGCUACAUAUUGAUUGUUAGUAUCCUAAUACAAUCAUCAAAUAAUAAGAAAUUAUAUCUAAUGAGUUAUAAAGAACAAAGUAAAGAAAACGGACUGUAUUAAAGAGAAUGUCUAGCAUUCUCAUUAAACAUCAAACCACUAUUAGAAAUAUUAAUAAUCAAGGCAAUUAAAGAAAUAGCGAAGUUUAGUUACUUAUGUUAUAAUCAUAAUAAAAAGGAAAUGAUGAAACUAAUGUUACAUAAUCUUAAGAAGUAAAAAAACAUAAACUAAGAUCCUCUGUUAUAGAACCUGAACAACCUAAAGUAGUCUUAAAUAUUUCUCUAAAAUCCAAAAAGGCAUUUGCUUCAAUCUAAAGUUACAUAAAUGGAAAAGCAAUAAUAUAAACAAAAUAACAAACAUUGAAUCAAAAUAAUUGUGUGAAUUAAACAAAUCCAUUUAUGAACUACAUGGGUUGUUAGAGUCUUACUGAAAUGAAUGGAUUAAUUUAAAAUAAUUCACCAUUGAUUUUAGGAAGAUAUCAAGUAACCAAACCAACAUAUCCUCUACCAGAAAUUAAAUUAAUUUCUUCAGCCAGAAAUAAUUGCUCAUUACUUGAUACAAAUUUCCUAAAACAAAAGAAACCAAUUGGAAAUACAUAAAGGAAAUAGAGAAUUUCUACAAAUUCAUGA